This is a messenger RNA of Erinaceus europaeus (western European hedgehog), 4536 nucleotides long. It is a transcript of the gene DARS2, whose product is annotated as aspartyl-tRNA synthetase 2, mitochondrial. The transcript has 17 exons. The record is from RefSeq and is a predicted model, not a curated record. Gene Ontology annotation, biological process: aspartyl-tRNA aminoacylation; lysyl-tRNA aminoacylation. NCBI's taxonomy places the organism in Eukaryota, Metazoa, Chordata, Mammalia, Eulipotyphla, Erinaceidae. Gene Ontology annotation, cellular component: cytoplasm; mitochondrion. Gene Ontology annotation, molecular function: ATP binding; aspartate-tRNA ligase activity; lysine-tRNA ligase activity. Bases 298 to 2253 code for a protein of 651 amino acids.
CCGAAUUUCUCGGCAAGCGGGAAAGGAGGGAGGACACCGAGGGGGUGCGCAUAGUGCCCACCUGCCCCGUGGUUCCCUCCUGCUUCACCACUGAGUGCCACCCCGUGGUCUUGUGUCAGGCGGUCCCCCUUCCUGGAUCCCCUCCUCCGAGUUCUCCUCUGGCUUCAGUGGACGUGGAUGCUCUGAGGGGCACUGUCUUCCCCAUUCUUGGCAGACUUCUCUAGGUUCCGGAAGGGUGCUGGGCUCCGGGAAGGCGGGAGCGCCCUAGUUUAAGGGACUUGACGCUAGCUGCUCGACAUGCACGCGGCUUGGUGGCUGGGCCGGCUCUUCUUGCGCCUGUCCCGAAGCGCUGGCUCCGCUCGGCUGACCCAGGGUCCUGGUCACAGAGGCCUGAGCUCCCAUCGGAGAGAUCCAGAACUCAGUAGCUUUGUUGCCCGGACUAACACAUGUGGAGAGUUGCGUUCUUCUCACUUAGGUCAAGAAGUCACUUUGUGUGGAUGGAUUCAGUACCGAAGGCAAAACAUGUUCCUGGUCCUAAGAGAUUUCCACGGACUUGUUCAAGUUGUCAUCCCCCAGGAUGAGUCUGCUGAAGCUGUAAAGAAGAUUUUAUGUGACGCCCCAGUGGAAUCUGUGGUGCAAGUGUGUGGGACUGUUAUUUCCCGACCUCCAGGACAAGAGAAUCCAAAAAUGCCAACAGGGGAGAUUGAAAUCAAAGUGAAAAAAGCUGAGAUUCUGAAUUCCUGUAAAAGGCUGCCCUUUGAAAUUAAGGACUUUGUAAAGAAAACAGAGGCUAUUCGUUUGCAGUAUCGCUACUUAGACUUGCGUAGUUUCCAAAUGCAGCAUAACCUGCGAGUGAGGUCUCAGAUGGUCAUGAAGAUGCGAGAAUAUCUCUGCAAUCUGCAUGGGUUUGUGGAUAUAGAAACACCGACAUUAUUUAAGAGAACUCCAGGGGGUGCAAAAGAAUUUGUAGUGCCAUCCAGGGAACCUGGCAAGUUUUAUUCUCUCCCUCAGAGUCCUCAGCAGUUUAAGCAGCUUCUGAUGGUUGGUGGUUUGGACAGGUAUUUCCAGGUUGCCCGAUGUUAUCGAGAUGAAGGUUCAAGACCAGACAGACAGCCCGAAUUUACUCAGAUUGACAUAGAGAUGUCUUUUGUAGACCAGAUUGGGAUCCAGAGUCUAAUUGAGGGCUUGCUCCAGUAUUCCUGGCCCACUGACAAAGAUCCUGUGGUGGUUCCUUUUCCUUCUAUGACUUUUGCUGAGGCCAUUGCCAGCUAUGGAACUGAUAAACCCGACACACGAUUUGGAAUGAAGAUUGUAGAUAUCAGUGAUGUCUUUAGAAACACAAAGAUUGAAUUUCUUCAGGAAGCACUCAGUAAACCCCAGGGAAGUGUCAAAGCCAUAAACAUCCCCAAAGGCAUCAAAUACUUAAAAAGGAAAGACAUUGAAUCCAUUAGAAAAUUUGCAACUGACCAUUUUAAUCAGGAAGUCUUACCUGUGUUCUUGAAAGCCAACAGAAAUUGGAAUUCUCCAGUUGCUAAAAUCAUAGUGGAGGAGCAGAGCCAGGGAUUAAGCAGACUCAUGGAGACCCAGGAGGAGGAUGUGGUCUUGCUGACUGCAGGAGAGCACAACACAGCAUGCUCCUUGCUGGGAAAGUUACGACUGGAAUGUGCUGACCUUCUAGAAGCCAGAGGAGUAGUAAUCCGAGACCCAGCUUUAUUCUCUUUUCUGUGGGUGGUAGAUUUCCCACUCUUUCUUCCUAAGGAGGAAGAGCCUGGGAAGCUAGAGGCAGCCCACCACCCUUUUACUGCUCCUCACCCAAGAGACCUUCACCUCCUGUACACUGAGCCUGAAAAGGUCCGCAGCCAACACUAUGACUUGGUUUUAAAUGGCAGUGAGAUAGGAGGUGGCUCGAUCAGAAUCCACAACGCAGAGCUGCAGCGCUACAUCCUAGCAACAUUAUUAAAGGAAGAUGUGAAAUUGCUCUCCCAUCUGCUCCAGGCUUUAGACUAUGGGGCACCACCACAUGGAGGAAUCGCUUUAGGUUUAGACCGACUGAUAUGCCUUGUCACAGGAGCUUCAAGCAUCAGAGAUGUCAUAGCUUUCCCCAAGUCCUUCCGGGGCCAUGACCUCAUGAGCAAUGCUCCAGAUUCUGUCCCUCCUGAGGAACUGAAGCCUUAUUAUAUCCAGGUCUCCUGGCCAACAGAUUCAGAAGCAGCAAAGAUCUCACUAAACCAUCCACACAAUCCAGAAAAAUGAGCUUUUGAGUUGUUUGCCCAGGCUAAAAUCCUACUCAGUUCUGUCACAGAUCAGUCAGGCUAUUAGGUGAAGAAUCAUUUUCAGUAGGCACCAAUCCACAGUGAAAACACAGAAGAUGGCCAAUUGUAACUUAUAACCUAUAUUACUAGGAUUUUGUUUGUUUGGGACUUUACUUUUGCUAAGAGUGUUUCUUUAGCAUAGUGGUUAUACGGGAAACUUUCUUGUCUGAGGUUCUAAGGUCCCAGCUUCAAUUAUGUAUAUACCACCAUAAGCCAGAGCUGAGUAGUGCUUAGUGGUCUUUCUUUGUGCACCUCUUGUCUUUCUCCAUCUCUAUCUCUCUCUGUGUGUGUCUUUCUCUUAAAAUAAAUGAUUUUUUUUUCUUUUUUUUACCAGAGCACUGCUCAACUAUGGCUUAUGGUGCUGUGGGAGAUUGAACCUGGGGCUUUAGAGCCUCAGGCAUGAGAGUCUUUUUGCAUAACCAUUAUGCUGUCUACCCUGCCUUUCCCAUGAUUUAUUUUAUUUUUUUUAUAAUAUCAUCAUAGUUGGAUAGGACAGAAAGAAAUGGAGAGAGGAGGGGAAGACAGGGGGAGAGACACCUGCAGACCUGCUACACCACUAUACCCCCACCCUGAAAUAUUUUCAAAAAAUAAUUUUAAUGCCACUUAAAUCAGUAUGCCUAGUUCAUUUUCUCUCUCCCUGGGGGCACAGACUGCUUCAGUUUCUCUGCUUCUCUUUGCGAUAACCAGGGUAUACUAGUUUUUGCUGCACCAAGCUUUAAACUUUUCACAUUAUCCUUGGUUUUUGUUUUGUUUUGAUUUAAUCUUGCCAGAUUUGGCAUUCUUCUGCUGGGCCAAGAGGACAGAGUUCUUGAUCUUCAUUUUUCGGGGCAUGAUGAGGAGGUGUGCAGUACAGUGGUCACUGGCACUUACAGUCAGAGAUAUAUCCACAGGAAGCAUCUAGAAACAAGAAGGGUGAGUCACAAUGAUAGCAAAGGAGUUACCCCCCCACACACACAGAUGAACUAUCUCAUUGAUCAUCUUUCCCUUUUUUUAAACCGGAGCACUGCUCAGCUCUGGCUUAUGGUGGUUGGGGGAUUAAAUCUGGAACUUUAGAGCCUCAGGUAUGAGAGUCUCUUUGCAUAACCAUUAUGCUGUCUACCCUGCCCUUCCCAUUAUUUUAUUUUUUUUAUAAUAUCAUCAUCACUGGAUAGGAAAGAAAGAAAUGGAGAGAGGAGGGGAAGACAGAGGGGGAGAGAAAGACACCUGCAGACCUGCUUCACUGCUUGUGAAGUAGCCCCCCCCCCCAACGGAAGUAGGGAGCCAGGGGCUCGAACCGGGAUCCUUACAGGGGUUCUUGCGCUUUGCGCCACCAGCACUUAACCUGCUGCACCCGACUCCCAGCUUUCCUAUCCUUUAACCCUCUGGGAGUAUGGACCCAUACAUUGUAGGAUGCAGAAGGUAGAAAGUCUAGCUUCUGUAAUUGCUUCCCCGCUGAACAUGGGCAUUGACAGGUCAAUCCAUACUCUCAGCCUACCUCUCUCUUUCCAUAGUGGGAUGGGGCUCUGGGGAAGUGGGGCUCCAAGGCACAUUGGUGGUGUUGUCUGUCCAGGGAAGUCUGGUCAGCAUCAUGCUAGCAUCUGGAACCUGGUGGCUGAAAAGAGAGUUAACAUACAAAGCCAAACAAAUUGUUGACCAAUCAUGAAUCUAAAGGCUGGAAUAGUAUAGAUGAAGAGUUGGGGUGUCCUCCAUUUUGCGAUAGCUAGUAGACAUAUUUUAGUUAUAUUCCAAAGGGCCUGUAGCUAUACUAGUUUUUUUUUUUUCCCCUGAGCCUGAAGUCUGAUAUGCAGGUGGAUUCAAGUUAUUGUCUGCGGAGAUGAUGUCAUGGCUGGAAAAAGGACCAGAAAGCUGGAUAUGGGAAGAGAGUAGCUCCCUAAUAUGGGGAAGGGGUAUAAAUAUUGUUGACUGUAUACCCAAUUGAUUUGAUGUGAUCUGGGGCCCAUAUUCAGCUUAUGUGACCUCUGCAUCCCUGUAGAUCUGAGCUCACAUUCUGUGGUCAUGAGUAGGAACAUUCCAAGUUACCCCAAUAUCAGGACCCAUCUUCCUCAGGUGUAGCAUAGAGUAUGUUGUCCAGCCUCCCUUCGGAGGAUAGAACAUUCUUCUACCAUUGUUGAUCCAAGUUGAGGGCAAGGUCCUAUGUGGGGGCCCACAAAGGAGUCUAUUUUGUUCUUCUUCCCAUGAUUUCUAUACUAAACUCUUCAUAAAGGAUAGAUGUUACUAAUCAAAA